AUGUCUGGAACAAAAGCAUCUGCUUCAGGUAAUCUUAUUAUCGGUAGUUGUUUGAUAGCUGGUAAAAGCUUGAGUGUUCUAUUUGACUUGGGAGCAACACAUUCUUUUGUGUCUGAGGGUUGUGUUAAAGAGUUAUGUCUGCCUGUGAAAGAGUUACAGUAUGAUCUUAUAGUGUCAACUCCAGCUUCAGAGUUUGGAUGUGAUCUUAAGGAUGGAUUGGUGUUAAAGGAAAUCAGAGAGGGUUCUCGAUGCUUUGUUAUCUUGACUCAUGUAAAUGUUGAGAAAGAUGAUAAAAGCAUUGACAUCUUUGUGGUGAGAGAGUUUGAGGACGUAUUUCCUGAUGAAGUGCCAGGACUACCUCCUCAAAGAGAAGUGGAGUUCUCAAUUGAUCUAGUGCCUGGAGCAGGACCAGUAUCAAUAGCUCCAUACAGAAUGGCUCCAGCUGAAUUAGUAGAGUUGAACGGAGUUGUGGUGUUUUCAAAAAUUGAUUUGCGGUCAGGAUAUCAUCAGAUUCUGGUCAAGGCUGAGGAUGUACAGAAGACAGCCUUUAGGUCUAGAUAUGGGCAUUAUGAGUACGUAGUUAUGCCUUUUGGUGUGACUAAUGCUCCUGCCUUAUUCAUGGACUAUAUGAACAAAAUUUUCAGACCGUUUCUUGAUAAGUUUGUCGUUGUUUUUAUAGAUGACAUCCUUAUCUACUCCAAAACUCAUGAAGAUCAUGUUCAAUACUUAAGAACAGUACUUGGGAUUUUGAUGGAGGAAAAGUUGUAUGCUAAACUAUCAAAGUGUGAGUUUUGGAUGCGAGAGGUUCAGUUUUUGGGCCAUGUGAUAUCUUCUCUAGGAAUAUUAGUGGACCCAACUAAAGUGGAUGUCGUGCUACAGUGGGAACGACCAAAGUCGGUAAAAAAAAUUACAAGUUUUGUGGGAUUAGCUGGUUACUAUAAAAGAUUCAUUGAGGGAUUUUCUAAAAUAGUAGCACCUCUAACACACCUUACUCGCAAGGAUCAGCCUUUUGCUUGGACAUAUAAAUGUGAGGAGAGUUUUCAAGAACUUAAGAAAAGGUUUACCAGUGCCCCAGUGCUUGUAAUCCCUGACACAAGUAAAUCCUUUGAGGUUUAUUGUGACGCAUCCUAUCAAGGGUUAGAUUUGGAGACACUGCCUUUAUGGGGCACAGUUUCAGGUAAAGCCAACGUUGUGGCAGACGCUCUUAGUAGGAAGACAACGCAUAUAUCUCACAUGAUGAUAAAUGAGCUUGAAUUAGUGGAAGAAUUCAGAGACUUAAAACUACAAACAGAGUUUGAGAUUGAUUUCAUUAGAUGUAGUAGCCUAACUAUAUCUAGUGAUUUCUUGAGUCUGAUGAAAGUUAAACAAGCCAAUGAUGUAAGUUUGCAAAAAACAAUGAGUUUGUUGGGUACAAAGCAGGAUAAGGACUUUCAGAGGGGCUUUGAUGGAAUUUUACGCUUCAAAGGCAGAGUGUGUAUACUUGAUGAUGUUAAGUUAAAGAAGAUGAGGGACGUGGCACAAUUUGUUGCAUCUUGUUUGACUUGUCAGAAGGCAAAAGUAGAACAUCAACGACCUAGAGGAUUAUUACAACAGCUGGAGAUACCUGUUUGGAAAUGGGAUAGCAUCUCAAUGGAUUUUGUUACUCAUUUUCCAAGAACAGUGAGAGGUCAUGAUGCUAUUUGGGUGAUAGUCGAACAUUUAACUAAAAGUGCUCAUUUUCUGGCAAUUAAAUUGAGAAUGUCUAUGGCCAAUUUGGCACAACUGUAUCUAAAAGAAAUUGUUAGGUUACAUGGUGUGCCUUCAAGUAUUGUGUCAGAUAGAGAUCCUCGAUUUACUUCUAGAUUUUGGCAAUCGUUGCAAGGAGCUAUGGGUAGCAGCUUGAGGAUGAGUUCUGCUUAUCAUCCUCAAACAGACGGACAAACGGAGAGGACAAUUCAGUCUCUAGAAGAUUUGUUGAGAACCUGUGUAUUAGAUCAUCUAGGUGGAUGGGAUGAAGUGUUACCUUUGGUUGAAUUCAUCUACAACAACAAUUAUCAAGCCAGUAUCAGAAUGGCACCGUAUGAAGCUUUAUAUGGUAGACGAUGCAGAACUCCUCUAUGUUGGUAUCAAGAUGGAGAGGAGUUUUGGUGGGACCUGAGUUACUACAGCAGACCACAGAAAAAGUAA
Messenger RNA from Vigna unguiculata (cowpea), 2166 nucleotides. The record is from RefSeq and is a predicted model, not a curated record. Lineage: Eukaryota; Viridiplantae; Streptophyta; Magnoliopsida; Fabales; Fabaceae.